CUUUGUAGACUACCUACAACAGAAACUUAUCUUAUCGCACUUCUUUAACCAGAUAGUCGGACAGAGUACGGUGAAAGUCACCAAACGCGCGCUGCAUGGAGGUGGCGUUGAUACUGGCGGUACUGACACUAGGGGGCGCUGUCUGGAGCGACGACCUGGAGGACCUGUACACGUCGCUGGAUGUGACGUUUGGAAUACGGUUUCUGAUAUCUGUGAAUGAUUCACGAAAUGGCAGCGAAUGUGUCGCAUCAGUUGAAACACCGAUACUUGUUCCCGCGGCCAACUACAGCCAAUCAAAGGCCGUGUCUGUGGGCAGUUGUGACGUCAUGUCCCUUUUGUUCAGCAUCAAAGGAUUCAAAGGACAAAUAAAGCAGGUAAACGUGACCUUCUACUCCACCGUCAUCGCCGACGCUGAGCCGCUGCCCUGCCUCAUACCGUGGAACGGUACCUACCCGGUCCCCAAAACUACAGACCCCCGCAAGUCCCCGCUCCCUGGGUGCUUCAUAAUGAACUGGUGGAGCAAGGGCCACAUCAGUCACUACUGGUUCCACAUCCUCAGCUGGGUUCACUGAUAAAUAACCGAGGAUGGUCUGCAAGCUCACUGAGCGAAAGAGUAGUUUGCGCAUUUUUUUCCUGAACAAAGAUUUCUACCCGCAAAUCCACCGGAUUGCUUUUAAUACAAAGGCACUGGGUUCGAUCGAUUUAGCAGUCCCAAUAAGUUUCAUUAAAUAUGUUCAAAGACCUAUCUGAUUGUCUCCCAACGCGAUAUUAUUUUAUAUUAUGUUUCACGAAAGUAUAGGUUUGUACUGGCCCUUGCUUCAGCGCUUUUCGGUUGAGAGGUGGUCUGUCGUGGAAUCCAUAAAGUUUUGCAUUUUUGACCCCUUCUUUAAAACUGACGGAUUGAGCUAUGCACAACUGUGAAAACCGAUUUGGGCCCAAUACGACUGCGCAAUCCAUUGACACUGUUGAUUUGUUUUUUUAACAGCAUUCAGCAAUAUUCUAGUUAAAUGAUUGGGACCUGUGAACGAGUCUGGAAUAGACAAGCAGUGAUUGAUAUCAUGAGCAACGACCCAUGCCUUUGAGAUACGUAGACACACUAUAUGUAAACCAAGUCACUGUGUCUGACCAUUCCAUCUAUUAAGUCCCUUUGAAGUCCCCAAGUCAAUUCUAACCUGGAAUACCUAGGGGUGGUGCCCCCAGUGGUGCAUUAUUUUUUAGAACACCAGCAAACUCUUGACCAGUGUCCUGUUCCUUUAAGUGAGCCUCCAAUACUCUAGAAUUUGCAAUAGCCUUUGGGUCAAGAUCAAGAGACGGAAUUCUGGAUCAGGCAAACCAGUGGUUGAAAGCGUGAACACGCAUUACUGUCGCUGAUACAGUUAGUGAUUUCUGACUCCUUUCUGACACUGUUGAA
Molecule: messenger RNA, 1411 nt
Organism: Haliotis rufescens (red abalone)
Lineage: Eukaryota; Metazoa; Mollusca; Gastropoda; Lepetellida; Haliotidae
Exons: 3
Coding region: 96-572 (158 amino acids)
Source: RefSeq, a predicted model, not a curated record